Messenger RNA from Strongylus vulgaris, 1035 nucleotides. The record is from the annotation of a GenBank genome assembly. Lineage: Eukaryota; Metazoa; Nematoda; Chromadorea; Rhabditida; Strongylidae.
AUGGACAUAGGCAGCUGUGGUUGUCAUGCUGUUGCAUGGAAUGGAGAAUCUGAUAUACCUCACCUAACCACUUCUAAGACUUAUACUCUCACUGAAAGUGACCUUUCUAGGCUUGCUGAUCUUCGCAAAUUGAUUCGUAAUGAUGCUGAGAAGGAAGGAACUGAGUCACACGAGCCUGCUCAGGAAGCAGAAGCUGCUAAAGAAAGCCCAGUCAGAAGAGUUACCCAAGUUGAACCUGUGGUUGUAGAGGAAAGCGGAAGCAACUCAGUACCUAAAAAGAAACGCCAUUCUUCCGAAGAUAUUGCUAAUGCCAUGGAUAUUCCAAAACUCGGAAGCAAGUUCUUCAAUUGGUAUGCUCAGGUCCUUGGUGUAUAUAAAGGAAAGGGAGAGCCGUUUACUGUUUUUGUCAGGGCAUGGGAUGGCACAAGGCCAAGGUUCCCAGCAUAUCGCAAUAUGUUUCAUGCGGAUAAGGACUCUAUUGAUACAGUCUAUUGUGAUAUAUCUCCUCAGCUCUAUUUCGUGAUUGACUCAUGCACAGUCGACAUCUGCCUUUACGGUGACUGGGCCAGAAAGGCAUCAAGUUUUCAAGUCAGAGAUAUAAUUUAUCUAUGCAACAUACGAAACUACACUUCUCAAACGAACGGAAUAUCAGCAAUAACCAUGCAUGAAGGAGGAUUGCAGUUUGGACGCGCAUUGGAAGUCUUGGAUGAGUCGAAUCCUAAACAUUUUGAGAUAUCAAAGCAAUGCGCUGAUACGUUAUCGCGGUAUCUCGGUGCAUCCACUUUCUCACAAAAUUCGAGUUCGGUUGUAAAUAUGACGCCUAUACUACCUGAAAAUGUAAUGGCUCAGUCCACCCCUAUGUUUUCCAAAAAUAGUGAAGCUGUGGAUGAAAAUAGUAGUGCUGGGACUUCGAAACAGCCACAUGGAUCUUGUAUUGACAAAGACUAUUCAUCAGAUUCCUCUACUGAUUAUGCGAUUUGCGAAGUAUGUUCGGUGAUAGCAUUUAUCCAACUUUUUAUUAAAGAUGAAUACUAG